This is a messenger RNA of Trichobilharzia szidati, 2335 nucleotides long. Lineage: Eukaryota; Metazoa; Platyhelminthes; Trematoda; Strigeidida; Schistosomatidae. The record is from the annotation of a GenBank genome assembly.
CUAGCUGCUAAAAACGAUAUUGGAUAUUGCGUGCUUGUUAAAAAUAUAUACAUUUCGACGAAAAAUCUAGGUCAUAGAAGGCGCGAUGUUCAAUAUCAAUUUUAUAAUUGCGAGUUUGCCACGGUUAUUUGAGUGUUGAGUUGUAUGCGAACUUCAAAGAAGAAAAGGGGACUUUUAGCCCCGGAAACUGGACACGAAUGUAAUAAAGUGAAGAGUUUCUUCUCGAGGUUCGGAAGUGGUUUGCGUAGCGCUUUUCACAAACACCACCAGCCUAGUGUACCGGUAAUUAGUCGCGAUGUUAGCAAUCAUUGCUACUCUUCUGAUGAUUUGAGGACAAGCAAAGAAGUGAAAGUUUCUAUUGCAAGAGAGGCGACUGACACUCUGUCCUUAAGCAAUAUGAAAAAAAGCGAUCGAGUUUCCUCUGCAGUUCAUAUACCGAAUGAUUCGCAUGAUGAUUCUAGCCCACAAUCAUCGCAUAGUCGAGAGGUUUUAUCACCUUACCGAAAUUCUUCUGCUUUUCGAGAGGAGUUGAACUUAAAACUUAAGAAUCGUCCUGGUCAUGAUCGACCGCCUAAAGUUCCUGCAGUUAAUAAAUCUACCGGGAGUUCAGACAGUCUUAUUUCAAAUGACUCUUCAUCUCCGACUCAAAAAAGUUCAAACAGUCCUCAUUCUUCUCAACAUAAUACUCGUUUAUCUGUACUAACAACACCUAAUACACAUGAAUCUAUCAAUUUAACUCCUUCAUCAGUUGGUGCUUCAGAUUUAAUUAGUUUACAGCAUAGAUUAGCCGUCAGUAGAUCUCGUAAUCGACGUCCACCAUCAAGAACUGUUGACCGACAGUCGAACAACACUGAUGUUGAAUUUAUCUCCUUCUUUUCCCCUUCAUCAACUGAUGUGCUUAAUGAUUCGUCAUUACUUCCAACUCCUAAUCCUCAUUUAAGUCUUAUUAGCGAAGAAGGUGAACAUGGACAUCAAAUCAGUGAGAAAUCUGACACUGAUACAUUAUACAUAGAUGUGAAAAAUGUUUCAGAUGUAAACAAUGCUGAUGAAUCAACACAUGAUAAUUUGAAGUCAAGUCAAGCUAAUUCUCCAGUAGUAACAAGGGAAAGUCAGAGAGAAAGUGUUCAAUCCUCCCAGAAAUCUGAUUCCUUAAAACGAGGCUCAGAGUCUUUCAUACCUCUGGAUUAUACAGCUGGCUUAAAUCAAACCACACCAACACCUAUAAAACCACCAAGAAAAUCUUUAGGCUUUGAAAGAAUCAAAUUAAAUUCAUUCAAUGAGUCAGAUAAUAAAACACCGCCAUCAUUGCAGUGUAAUCAUUCAACUAAUAAUGAUAGUCUACAUGUUCGUCCACAUUCUAUGUUCAUUCCAUCUAGUGGCAGUGGGGGUGGUGGUGGUGUUGUGGAAAUUGAAGUACCACAAAUACUUGCCAGAUUAAAACCUGUAACUAAUAAUGAAUUAGAUAAUGAUCACAGUGAUAAUAACAAAGAUAAUGAGAACUUAUCGCCGGAUUCUUCUUCUUCUUCUGCUGAUUUAACACCAUCACUUGUAUUCAUUCCGUGUAAAUCAAUUGUAGCAGAAAACGCUGAUCAUGAAUCUGAUGAUACAAAGAAAAGUGUUAAUAAUUCUCCCUUGCCUAUUACAAAGAAACCUGUCCUGUUGGAUAUUCAAACAACUGCCAAUAAAUAUUCACGUAGUCCAAGUCCACAACCGAUAACUCUCCUUCGAAAGCACAGUGAAAAUAUUCAGACUAAACCAAAACCUGAGAAUCGUGUUUCACGUGUAAUGGAUCUGGUGAAAGCAUUUGAAGGAUCUAGUUAAGCCUUGGUUACAGAUUAUUAUGAAAUUUUGUACUGAAUCACUGCCUGUCCGUCUCCCUUCCCUACUCCAGGUCUCCUCCACAUUUCUAUCUGAUCACUUUCAGAAUAACAGCAUCAUCAGUGGCAAUAAUAAUAACAAUAACAAUACUCACACUAAUAAUAAUAAUAGUAAUAAUAUUACCUAGAACAUCCUGCUUUCUUUCAGUAUUUAUUUUUGCAAGUUUAAACCUCCCGGCCCUCCUCCUCUUCUUGUACUCAUAAAAUUUUCUCCUUUAACAUAUGACCUUAUUAUUAUUAUUGAUUUUAAAGUUAUUAGCCUUAUUGCGCCAAGAUUUCUUUUCCUGAUUCCAUUUUUUCUUUUGAAUAUUUAUAUAUAUUCGAAUACCGUGUACGCCUGUUAUGAUUUGUCUAAUUUCUUUUUUAUAUAUUUUCUAUAUUGUACUAUUAUCGUUAUUAUUAUUAUAUCAUUAUUACACUAUGCACUUGUCUGUUGAACUUCCUUCGUAUACUCAGUC